AACCCAAUUCAGUUAGCGUUUAAUUUCUUGCAUCCCGCAAAAAAUAAAACACUAAUGAAAAUGCGGCUUUUCCGAGCUUAGUUUUCCUCGCGUCGGGAAAGGGGCACGCCAACGCCACCUCUGGCUCGGAAAAACCAGCACGCAUGCCCGUGGACCCGGAUCGUUUUCCACGUUUAUAGUGAAAUCUUCACGGGCGUCAACACAUGGAAAUCGUUUGUGGAAAAUCGCUCCUCAACAAGGAUUAGAAGAGCCUCGACGGGGGAGAAAUGCCCGUUUCUACGAUGGAAAAUUCCGUGGAUGCAACGACACAAACGGGAACAGCAAGGUGACCCAAUUACUAAAAGAUGUCCUUCGAAGCUGACAAGCAAUUCUUAUGUCCCCGACUGAUAGACUAUCUGGCUAUCGUUGGGGUGCGAUCAAGCAAUAAUGCUACCAAAUUAAGCUCAAGUACCUCGAUCCAGGCUCCAGAACUUCUACGUCGUUACCCUGUUCAAGACCACAAGGAUUUUCCAAUGCCACUAGACAUGGUAUACUUCUGUCAGCCAGAGGGCUGUUCUUCGGUUGGACCAAAGCGGACAGCUCAAAGGGAUGCAACAUCUUUCGUUUUCACCCUAACGGAUAAAGACUGCGGAAAAACGCGCUACGGUAUCUGCGUCAAUUUUUAUAGACCCAUAGAGAAACUAUCUGCGGGUCUAUCUGCCGCUGGGAGACGGGCAAGCACCAGCAUCAGGAGGAAUUCCUGGAGGAAGAGCAUGGAGAAGAGUUCCGAUUCGGCUUUUUCAAGUGAUUACAGAAGCAGUAACAUAGGACCAAGUGACUCAGAAAAGGACACAAGUAGGAGAGACUCGGAAUCUUUAACACCAAACCUAACAACUCCAAGAUUAGGUGUGACAGCUCCAUCGAAUGACUCUGAGAGUGGGGGAAGUCACUCUCCUUCACCUAGAGCAAGCAGAAAAAGGAAUAAGAUCAAGAACCAUUCCCUGACUUCACUUUGUCUUCUAUCCCACCAUCCCUUUUUCACAUCCUUCAGAGAAUGUCUGCACAUUUUAAGGAAGCUCAUAGACGCUUGCAAUGAAUCCUCGAAUCCCAGAAGGGUUGGAGGCUCUAAACAAAAUCCGAGGGAAAGUGUCUGGAGUGUUUUAACCGGUCAAGCAGGUGAAGGUGCAUCUUCUAUAGUACUUCACGAUGUCAGAGAAAUAGAGACAUGGAUACUGAGGCUGCUAUCGGCACCAGUACCAAUACCAGGAAAAACGAAAGUGGAAGUUGAAGUACUAUCACCAAGUGUAUACAACCCUCUACUGUUUGCCUUACCAAGUCAUACUCGAUUUAGCCUUGUGGAUUUUCCUCUACAUUUGCCUUUAGAAUUAUUAGGUGUCGAAACGUGUUUGAAAGUUCUUACGAUCAUAUUGUUGGAGAACAAGAUAAUUUUUCAAAGCAGAGACUAUAAUGCUCUCUCAAUGUCUGUGAUGGCUUUUGUUACAAUGCUAUAUCCUUUAGAGUACAUGUUUCCGGUGAUACCUUUACUACCAACAUGUAUGAAUUGUGCAGAACAGCUCUUAUUGGCGCCAACUCCUUAUGUCAUUGGUCUUCCAGCGAGUUUUCUGAUGUUCAAAAAGAAUUUUAGACUUCCCGAUGACGUUUACCUGAUCGAUUUGGAUUCUAACAAGCUUUUGGCACCUCAGGAAAUUCCGCCACUACCAGAACCUGAGGGAACAAUACUCAAGAACCAUUUGAAACAGGCUAUGCAACUGAUGGAUCAUGUUGGUGUUGGAGCUAUCUCUGGUCUUUCAACCCCAAGCAAUCCUACGAUGCAGCUGCAGCCUUCAAGAAGGGACAGUGUAUCAAAUACUUUGAGUAUAUCGAAGCAAAAAUCUCCUGAGCCUACACCGCUGCAUUCGCCACAUCAAAGCUCAUCACCCAGACUCUCUAUAACUCCACAAUCGACACAAAGUCUGAGUCCUCAGAAGUCAAGCGUAUCACCCUCAUCCCCAGGAGGAUCAAAUACUUUCAUUUAUGGAAAUGACAUCGAUUCUGUUGAUGUUGCAACCAGGGUUGCUAUGGUACGCUUCUUCAACUCUCAAAACAUCCUAGCGAAUUUCACAGAGCAUACUAGGACCCUUCGUCUAUAUCCUCGACCAGUGGUGGCCUUCCAAAUUAACAGUUUUUUGAGGUCGCGUCCGAGAGCAUCACAGUUCCUCAAUAGAUUCGCAAGAACCCAAGCCGUCGAAUUUCUGGCAGAAUGGUCGUUGACUCCAACCAACGUGGCGUUUCAGAGGGUACAGACGGGUGUACUGGACCCUUCCCAGAUAGGUGAUAAAUCUAAAUGGUUCCUACAUUCUCUAGAUCCCAUCAAAUUCAAAGUAUGGGACGAUGGAAGCUCCCUCAAUGGUGCCCUAAGGUUACUUCAAAACCCUGAAAAUCAACCGACUGACGAGAGUGGUUCUGAUUCUGAAGGAGUAGAAAGCACCAGUUCCAGUUACUCCUCGCUCAGCGAUUUUGUUUCUGAAAUGGCUUCAUCUGAUUUAUCUCCUGGCGCAGCUUCCUAUCAAGACAGAAGAAAAUCUUCCCAGAACAUGUGUAUGUCCUCGAACGUAGACAUAGAAUCCGUUUACCAUCCACCGGACAGUCUUCUUUAUCCAGACGGAAAUCUACCCCUUAAAUUGGACUCCCCUAGCAGAUCUAGCUCGAGCAGCGAGUCUGAUCUUAGCUCCCCUUCAUUCAACAGAGAUUCCGAAUUCGAAUUUGGAAAACAGAAAGAAAUUCAGAGUAAAGGGAAGGCUGACGAGGAGAACGGAAGUAUGGAGAACGAGUCUGAUUCCAAUUCCACUACAACACCAAAGACAAUAGUAAGUUCCAACACUAUCAAACCAGAAUCUUCGAAUGAUUCCUUGGACAGAUCUGCUACGACGAGAAAUCGUAGAUCUAUAACACCUGUACCCCCUAUAGCACCCUAUUUGCAAAAACAACCGAGUGUAGGUAAUGUCUUAGCGAGAACGUCCAGUUUUGGUUCAUCUGGUAAUUCUUCCAUAUCUAGUGGGGGGACUCCAACUCUGGUCCAGAGGCAGAGCUCCCAAGGAUCCAUAUUUGAACAAUUCGCUUCCCAAGCUAAAGAACUAGUAAAAGAAACGACGCGACAAAGUAGUCAAGACGGCUUAUUAGCUCAUAUGGACAAGUUCAAACAUCAGGCGAAAGAGAAAUUUUCUGAAGCAGAAGAGAGCCACAUUUUCGCCCCGUUCGAUAAAUUGACCCACCAUGCGAAGAAAGCUGCUGAAGAAGCUUCCAAAAGCGUACAGGAAGCUGGAAAAUCCGCUAUAUCAGCAAGUAAAACAGCUACUGCUGUGAGCAAAAACACCUUCGAAGAUCUGACUUACGUGGGUAAAUCUACACUUGGUGAUUUAACGAAAAGUGCAAAAGAAGUGGCCAAAAAGGGACUUAUGAGAGGCGAUUCCUUCAAUAAAUCAAUAGAAGAAAGGCGAGAUUCUACCAGCAGUUCAUCAUCAGCUGUAGCUACUUCAAACGUAUUGACUGGUGCAGGAAGGGAUUUCUUCUCAAAUAUAAGCUCGGACAUAAACGGAAUUGCAGCAAGUACAACCAAUAUGUUUUCUGAUCUCUUUGGUAGUAAGAAAGAAAAAGGCAAACAACAGGAAGCUCAAGCUCAACAAAAACGGAAGGAUUCUAAGGUGGGAAUGUUUGGGCCUUUCCCAACUGGCCCUAAAGGGUUUGUUGAGAAGAGCCCAUUGAUUAAGCAUUCCAUGCGAACUAAGGAAGAAGUUCAACGUAAACAGACUGUUGAGAGGACAACGACCAACAGUGAAAACCAAGCAUUUUUGAAGGAUGUCGUUACCCAAGUUCUUGACGGAGAAGGAGUUGGUUGGCUUAAGUUGAACAGGUUGAAGAAACUCAUGGAAGAUGAAUCCUACAGAAACUUUGUGCUUAGCAAAAUUAAUAAGACGUUGGAUAGAAAAAUUGCUCCUGAUGAUCAUAUAGACGAUGUUUGUGUUCCAAAACCUGUAUGGAAAGGAAUGGCAAAAAUUGUGCUGGCUAUAGUUCAUGGACUGGAGGUAACUUAUGAAAAUUAUGGUUUAGGUGGAAUGGCCUCAGUUUUUCAACUUCAUGAAGUCGCUCACACCCACUACUGGAGCAGGGAUAUGACUGAUUAUAGCACAAGUGGUGAUUUUACACAGAGUUCCAGUCCAAGAUCUCCCCAAAGUCCACGAUCUUCACUACAACUUGAUUGGGAUAAUUCGAGGAAAUCGUCUACUGAAACUCCAGAGGUCCGACUCACCAGUGAUGAGUCUGAAGAAUCCCAACAAUCAACGACGGAUAUGUUCAAAGAUAUGAUAACCCAGAAGAAGAAUUUGCUGUUCAGCAAACUCACCUCCUUCGAUUCAGAUGCUGAAGGUGGAAUGCAUGGUUCUGGGGGUACAGUAUCUCCCUCAGGUGGUUCAAUCACCACAGGACCAGCGUGUGGUUUGAACAGAGGUGGUCUUCAGUCGUCUUAUCGCUCAACAGUUUCAGACACAGAGGUCGAAAACCUUCAGUUCCCCAAAACUAACAAAACGAGGACAUCCAGUGUAUGGUCGAGCAAGUCGUCUUUGAGUACCGGCUUUAGAUAUCACGGUGGACAUAUCGUGAACACUGUAACAUCACCAUCUCCGGAAACAGCCAGGACUUACCUUUUCGAAGUUUUAGUCGGUAAAGACAGAUCUAACUUGUGGAAUCAGAUGCAAUUCUGGGAAGACGCCUUUCUUGAUGCAGUUUCACAAGAGAGGGACAUGGUCGGGAUGGAUCAAGGUCCAAGGGAAAUGAUGGAGAGAUACAAAGGUCUGAGUGAAACCGAGAGGAAAAGACUGGAAUUCGAAGAGGACAAACUGCUUGCCACGAUGUUAUACAAUUUGACGGCCAUUUUGGUGAUGUUGAAUUGUAACAAGAUGGAAAUCAAGAGGAAGGUAAGGAGGCUGCUUGGGAAAAGUCACAUCGGACAAGCUCACAGUAAGGAAGUCAACAUGUUGUUGGACCAAAUAAAUAAAUUGAAUGGAAACGAUAUCGACUUGAAACCUCUGGGAUCAAGAUUGUUGCAUAGGCAGAGCUUCACUGUUCACCAAGGUGUUGAUGGUGGAGGUGAAUUGAGAUUCUUAGAGGUUAGAGAUGAUGGUUUAGUUUUGAGAUCGGUGACUGGCAUCAUCAUAGAGAGGUGGUGGUUCGAGAGACUUGUCAAUAUGACGUACAGUCCGAAGAAUAAAGUGCUCUGUCUUUGGAGGAGAAAUGGUCAACAGACGCAAUUGCAUAAAUAUUACACGAAGAAGUGCAAACAAUUGUAUUAUUGCAUCAAGGAGGCCAUGGAGAGGGGUGGGGUGGCAGGAACUGCUCCAGAAUUAGGUGGUGAAUUCCCUGUACAAGAUAUGGUAACAGGGGAAGGAGGAUUGCUCCAAGUUUGCUUGGAAGGUGUUGGUUUACUCUUUGAAACUAGCAAGGACUUUGAGUUUUUCAUAAGGAUUGACCAUAUAAGGAAAUGUUUCACUCAGAAAGGCACUAUAUUCGUUAUAGAAGAAUACAAUCCGAAAACUAGGCAAGUUACUCAGAGAAGGUACAAGUCAUCAAUGGCUGACCAGAUUUGCUACUCGGUGCUCUGCGUUUUUUCCUACUUGGCAGCUGGCGCGGAAAAGUUCUCGUCCAUACAAAAAAUACCCGCUUCUACACCUCAACCAUCUCCGAUGUUCGUUCCAACAAUGCUGAGUAGCUGCAUGGCUCCGGUUUCUCCUCAAGAUGAACCAGAAAGUCAGAUACCUUAUGAACCAGCAGUUAGGAAGACGUCAAAUGGAUUGCAAAGCGAGAAAACAAAAGAACAAACAGUAGGGGAUACGGGUAAACUUUCAACCCCUAUCCAAACGCAAACAGGCUCGGUUACACCAACCGGAGGUCCUCCUUCGUAUCCACCACCGGCUCUACCACCCGGAGUUCAACCACCAGCACCUCCUCCAGGAAAUAUAAAACCUUUGAGUGGAGCUCCCCAGGUGCCUCCUGGGAGACCAGGCAGACCUCCUCCCAUACCCCAUCGUUCUUCCCUGACUAGACAGCCAUCCACACCACCACCUCCACCAAGACCCAAGUGACGUAGCAGGGGAUUGUCUUUACCAAUGAUUUAUGGAGACGAUGUUUUUUGUGUGGUGCCAUCUUGUCUUCCAUGGGCGUGAAUCGAGUAACUCACACGUUUCUGCAUCUUCAUUUUUGGAAAAGGAGUUAAUCAUAAUAUUAUCUGGGAAUUGCAUCACUCAAUUCAAGUUUUGGUUCAGAAGAGAUUGUAAUGAAAAGUAACAUUACAAUAAACCUUUUACGUAGGAAAAGAAAUAAUUUGUAUCUCGCGCAGAAUAUGACACUCGAUGGUCCAUGACCUCCUAACGUCACUUAUCGACUUUAUGACAAGAUUUUUUUGUACAGGUUGAUUCAUCAGUUUUAGUUGCUUAGUUUUACUACAGUAUGUUAUUUUUAUUGUAAAAAUUGAAGCAUCAGUAGUCCUUUUAUUUUCAAAAUGAAAAGGAUUUGUUGGAGUCUGAGCAAAAUUUAGGGAUAUAUUCCAUAGGUGCAUAUCGAAAAAAAAUUGAAAUAUAACACUGUUGACAAUAUGAAAUAUAUUGAGGAUAUUGUGCAGGUUGGAGACUUAAAUAAUUGUGAUAGGUAGGCGAAGAUUUCAUCCACUAAAAUGAGAAAAUUGGUACCCUCCCAAAUUUUUGUAUUAUGUGCUGGGGUUAUCAAUGAUGCAAUUGAAUAUAGGAGAAUUCGCGGUUUAUUUUUCCCAUCUAUAUCAACUAGAUGAUUUACUAGGUAGUUAUUUAUGGAUUCAUAUCGAAAUAAAAUAAUUUCUUCUGUUUGAAGAGUUAGGAAAUGUAUUGAUAGUAUUUAAGAAGCUUUUAUGGACUGUUGAACUAUGGAUUUUCGACCCUUCACUUUGUGUUAAUCUCUAAUCAUUAUUUUUGUUUUGGUGAUAUUUUUCGGAAAGAGAUCGUGCCUAUAACUUUGCGUGCACUUGUACAGUUUGAUAUAAAAGCUCGUAUCCUGGGAAAUAUCUUAAAUUAACACCAUGUCGAUAUCUGACAUUGUUUUAUUAAAAUUUUUAAUUGAACUUAAAAUAAAUACGAGCAUCUAUAUUUGUCUCUCGUUUAUAUAGAAGAAUAUUAUGGCGAAAUUUCUUUGUGCAAGCAAUAUUGAUGGCGUAUUUUACAAAUUUGAAUUACGUAUUAGAGAAUGGCUGAUAUGUGACUAUUUUUAUGUAAAUUUGAAGUAAUAUAUUAUGAACUGCA
Molecule: messenger RNA, 7298 nt
Organism: Coccinella septempunctata (seven-spotted ladybird)
Lineage: Eukaryota; Metazoa; Arthropoda; Insecta; Coleoptera; Coccinellidae
Gene: Rab3-GEF
Product: MAP kinase-activating death domain protein
Exons: 32
Coding region: 345-6113 (1922 amino acids)
Biological process (GO): regulation of Rab protein signal transduction; regulation of apoptotic process
Cellular component (GO): cytosol
Molecular function (GO): guanyl-nucleotide exchange factor activity
Source: RefSeq, a predicted model, not a curated record